Molecule: messenger RNA, 1585 nt
Organism: Rubroshorea leprosula
Lineage: Eukaryota; Viridiplantae; Streptophyta; Magnoliopsida; Malvales; Dipterocarpaceae
Source: the annotation of a GenBank genome assembly
AGUCAUUACACUGGUGUUGAGGAUGAUGCUGUAAACAUUGUAAAGCUGGAGGAUGAAAGGUAGUAGUUUGUGCUCACUUUUUAAUCAAUCUCUGACCUCCAGUUCUGAUGUUUUGUUUCAUUGCCUUCACGGAGUUUUUGGUUGAUCUCACGGCAGCUCCUGGGACACUUAUACCUGCUGAUAUUUUCAGUGCAAAGGAUACUGCUUUGAAGUCAUAUAAUCCAUCACUAAGCAAAAUCCCGACUAUUCAGUCUUCUGAUGAUGUUGAAAUUGUUUACCUGAGAGCCAAAUUAAAUGUUGAAGGCAGUAGCCAAAGUUCUGCAAUUAAUGGCAGUUUUGCCUCAGAUAGGGGAUCAAGUUCAAAAAACACAGAAUACCUAUCUUCAUUCUCAGGUCCAAGUGGUGACUCUGCUGUUGGCACUUCCAUAAUAUAUAACAAAAUGUCCCCUAAUCAGUUAGAUCGUCUUCCUUCUACUGCAAUUGGAGCUUCACUUUAUAAAGGGAGUCAUGGGACCAAUUUUACGGUUGACAGUGCAAGAAUGAACCUCAAUGUGGUUCCAUACGGUCACAGUAGUAGGGAUGACUUUAAAUAUCUUUUUUCAGAUCUUAAUCCUUUCCAGAUAAAAGGGACAGGUAAAACUUACCUGCAGAACAAAUCUACUGAAAGCAAGGUUGAUGAGCUUCAGAGACAAAAAAUGAAUGUUGUCACUGGUUGCCCCCCUGUCCCACUGUGGAAGAAUCGGCCUGCUUACAAUGAGAUCCCUAAGAAAAAGGAGUAUAAUUAUGUGGAUGGUCUAUUUCCCUAAAUCAAUCACAAGCCUUAUGAGUUCCAUCAAUCAGCAUCAGCUUCAACCAGCUCAACAAAAUCUGAAAAGGUCCAUCGUUAUGGUUUCAAGUUAUCGGGUGAUUCCAAUCUCCCCAAUAAUGAUAAUAAAUCUAGGGAUCCUUUCUCUGACAUGGGACAAUCUAUGACUUCUACUACUGGUCAGUUCAAUAACGCACCACUGGUUCAGGAUGUGAGCACCAACUUUAAUGAAGAAAAUCCAAUGGAUGGCAGGAUGUGCAAAAUAACACAGUGAAUAUGGUUAAAGAUCAGGAAAGUAAUGAAGUGGGUUUACAUGAUCACAGAAAGUCCACACUGAUAGAUGUGCGGGAAAAAAUCUGAAAUUGAAGAAUCCUGAAAGUCCUAGGUCACUAGUUGAUUGGAUAACAGAAAGGGUUGAUCAACUCUUUGAUGACGUAGAUGUGGGUGAUUGUGAAAUUGCAUGGGAAGACUCGCAUAUUGGUGAAAGAAUUGGACUGGAUAAGGCAUAUGAUCUAUUCUCUAUUAGGUUUGGAAAUCAUGGUUUUGCAGAGAUGGAUUUUUAGUCCAUAAACUUUCAGUUUUUUCAGUCUUUACUACAUUAUUGCUUUUAAAGGUUAGAGUUAUUAGGAGCAGCCAUGGAUGGUGUUGCACUGCUAUGUAGAUAUACUGUCUUCAUUUCUUUAGGAGUUCUAAUUCUUUGUGAAUUUCGUUUUCUUGUGAAUAGGUUCGUAUGGAGAGGUCCAUCAUGCUCAUUGGAAUGACACGAUUAGUUUUAGAUAC